AUGGAAGCUCCUCUUGCCAGAAAGGACGCAGCUCCUGUAAAGAGAGAUGAUGUUUGUGGGCGGGACUGGAAGUCAGAAUGCUUCCUGGGCACCUGGAGUGCCGGACCUGAAUGUACGGAAACAGCUUGGAUUUCAACGAUAGUCAGCCAGCUAGUGAAUCCACCAGCCACAGAAACAGCGUAUACCCCAACCGCAUACUGCUCUGAGGUCUUGCAACAGACUUCUACUUCCACAAUUCGCGUCACAUAUUCAGCAACUAGCACGAUUUCGCAGAAUACAUAUAUCUACAACUAUGUAACCAAAACCGACCACGACCACCCUACAUCCACCGUCUGGUGCCCAAAGCCAUCGCAGAGCCAGGUCUGUGGUAUUGAAUUUCACGGCACAAUCUACGCGACCGACAUGCAGCCAAUAUGGCCCCAAGAUACCAUCAGAUUCGUCGACGUCAAUACUUGCCACCAGAGAUGCCUAAGCGACCCCGCGUGUCACAGCUUUCUCAUUCAACGUUCUAGCAGCGGUGGCGAUAUCAUCGACUGUUCCCUCUUCGGCGCGAAUCUAGGCAUCAAUGGCACUCGCGCCGAGCAUCCCCCUACACCCUUAGCCACACCCAGUGGGAAGGGCUGGUACGAUCGCAACUGUCCCGAGUUCUUACCCACCGAGUGUGGGCCCCAACAGCAAUCCCUCGCCCCCCGAACCGAGGCACCCAAACCUCGCGACCCCAUGAUAACUGCCGCGCCGGUGCCUCCGGCCGUAGACAACGCCGCAGCGCUCGAAAAGCGCUAUAUCUCACACUUCCCCGAUUAUCUGAGUUCGGACUUUGCGUGGGCGGGCGGGUAUUUCCUCACGUGGGGGUGCUCGUGUCUCAUUACUUCUGCGUUGCCGGAGACGACGUCGACGUCGACGGUUUCGAUUCCGGUCUGGCUUGGGACUGUGAGUACGACGAGUACCCAUUAUCAAGAGUAUACGGUAACUGUGACGGCGCGGACUACGACGGUUUAUCCAAGUAUUGAUUAAAAGGAUGGAAUUGUGGAACAGGAGUGUGAGUUGGGUGGGGUUGAUAGAAUGGAAUGCAGCAGGAGAAUUAGUCGUAAGUGUUGACAGUAUUACUUUAUACUUGUCGAGUGUUGGAAAGAGGUUUUGAAACGACUUCACAAAAAGGGCAAAGCUUUAUUUGGAAG
Molecule: messenger RNA, 1178 nt
Organism: Pseudogymnoascus verrucosus
Lineage: Eukaryota; Fungi; Ascomycota; Leotiomycetes; Thelebolales; Thelebolaceae
Exons: 6
Coding region: 1-1014 (337 amino acids)
Source: RefSeq, a predicted model, not a curated record